This is a messenger RNA of Podarcis lilfordi (Lilford's wall lizard), 27820 nucleotides long. The record is from the annotation of a GenBank genome assembly. NCBI's taxonomy places the organism in Eukaryota, Metazoa, Chordata, Lepidosauria, Squamata, Lacertidae.
UAAUUGCUUAGGCAGCCAAAACCACCCACACAAAAGAGAGAAAGGCAUCAGCCAGCUUGGAGGAACCUCAAGAUUUGCAUAAGUACAAAUUUGCAGGUGAGGAAUGAAGUGAAUGGAAACCUAAAUACCACCACCCCAUACCACAACAUUUUGUUGCAGAUCUCGCUUAUACUUCUGAUAACUGAUCACCCGGGCAGAGCAUUACAUUUCUAGAUGCCUGUGGAUUUAUUUAUUUUCUGAAGUACCUGCUACUUGCACAAAAAAUGGUACCUUAUUGUGAAAAGGGAAGAGCCACAGCUCAGUGGUAGAACAUCUACUUUGCACGUACAGAAGACCCCGGGUUCAUUCCCUGACUUUUCCAAGAAGGGCUGGGAUAGACUUCCUGUCUGAAACCCUGGAGAGCUGCUGCAAUACUAAGCAAUAAGCACUUUUGGUAAUACUGGUCCGACUCUGUGUAAGGCAGUUUCCUAUGUUUGUAUGAGAUAUUUUGAUUACAGGUCCAGGAUUUUAACAAAGCCUUCACAAUAACAUUUUAGCAGCUAGCUUCAGAGUUUUGCUGCAACAACAAAGAGUUAAGUGCAUCAGUUCUGUGAGACAUGCAUAUGUCACCACAGCACAAUUCAAGUGUCCCUUAAUGAUAGCAUCUUUUUUCUGGUUCACAAAAGGUAUUUCACAUUUACUUGGAUCAGUACAGGGGGGGUAGGAAGCCAGCAGCAGCGAGAAAGUCCUUGCCUGGAAUUAAAUCUUCUUUCCAGAAGCAUUCUACUGUCCCCGUUCAGCAGAUGGCAUUCUCAUAUUCACAACACCUUUUCCUUACAUGUUCCAGGGCUGACCUCUGUUCCGUUACAACCGAGUCACACACCACCAACCCCUCAAACACUUUUAGUAAAAUCAUCUCCUUUGAGAGGGUGCCAAAUUUGGAUAUGGAUGAGGAAGUAUCUAAGGGGAAGGGCUGUUGUUCAGUGGCAGAGCACAUGCACAGCAUGCAAACAGCCCCGGACACCAAUCCCCAACACUUCCAAGUAGGGCGUGGAAGCACCUCCAUCUGAAACACUGGGUAACAGCUGCCAGCUGUAGAUACCAUUGAGAUGGAUGGGCCAACAGCCUUUGGGCUCAGUUAAGAAAUAUGUCAGAUCUCUUAAAAGAAUUCUGCAUGGCUCUAAGACUCUGCUGCUUGCUUGCCACGAUCCUCAAGUAUCUUAUUUUUCCUUUUAAUAAUUUCAAUGGGGGGGGGGGGGUGACAAGAAAUUUUCUGUUCCGGGUACCACCUGACCUUGCUACGCCACUGGUCACAGUGCAAGAACCUUUUAGCACCGAGUACAUCAGGGAUGAAGAACCUGUGGCCUCCACAUAUUGCUGGACAACAACAUCUGUCAUCCCUUGACCGUCGCCAUGCUGGGAGUUGGGAGUCCAACAACAAUCAGAAGGAGCCAGGUUCUCCAUCCCUGGUGUACAUUAAAAAUAUGUUUUGUUAUAACUUUGAAUAAUAAUAAUAAAAAAACCCCAGCAUAUCUAAGCAGUGUAGGACUUGGAAGACCUACUAUUAGAUAUAGGAAAAAGGAAAGCCUCUUUUUCCUGCGUUACAGUCAUCUCCCACAUGGUGGAUGUUGCAAGCCUUUUCUUCUUUCUGUUUCUAAAAGCACAUGGUUCUUUUCCUCAAGCAACCUAAAGAGUCUUUCCUUCUGCCUCUGUGCUCUCCCUUCCUACCUUUCUGGUUAAUGUGCCACUUCCUCACCAUCACCACUCACCCUUUCUCUUCCUGCAGUUUCUGACCCAUUCUGUAACUCCAUACUCGGCAGCAUGGAAAGAUUUGUAAAGAAUGAAUACGCACACACAAACACAGGCAGAGCAUUUCCAAUAGCGAAUGAAUGGGAAUCUCCAGAAGCUGCGGGAUAUGCAUUCAUGUCAAGCAUUGUAUGGGCCCAGAAAGCUACAGCCACUGUCGUUCUGCUCUCCUGUGAACAGCAGGGAGCUUUCUGGAUAUCACGCACAUGUCAGAUGUUGCAAACAGCUGACCAUUCCCAAGAAAAGCAGGCAAAAUGCAGCUGUGGCAGUGGAAGGCUCUGUUCAUUUUUAUCUACUAGGAUGCAGAACAAAAGAAAAACUUCACGGUCCAUUAAGUGCUCUGUAGCGAGCUAAAGGUAAGUGAUCAGAGCUGUGCAGAACUCAGACAUUCUUUGGGAAUCGAGGAAGGUGCCAUUCGAAGUUAGACCACUGACCCAUCUAGCUCAGUUUUGUUUACGACGACUGCCAGCAGCUCUCCUGGGUUUUAGAUGGGGGGACAACCCCAGACCUACCUGAAGCUGCCAGGGAUUGCACCUGGGAGCUUCUGAAUGCAAAGCAGAUGCUCUACCACUGAGCCACGGCUGUUCCCCAAUCCCCAACAUGCAUAGAUGCAACUGCUUCUGCCCACCUCCAAAGUAAUCUUAGAUGUAAUCCCUGAAAACCAGUUAUCCAAACUACUUACUGUUCCAUUAAAAAAAAAAAGUGUAUUGCCAAUGUAGCAGAAAGGAGGGGAUGUCAGCUCAUAUUAGCAAUAAUUCAUAAUACGGUAAUAAUGAUAAUAAAAUAAUAAUAGUAAUAAUAAUUUAUUAUUUAUACCCCAGCCACUCUGGGCGGCUCCCAACAGAUUAUUAUUCAUAAUAAUAAAACAUCAACCAUUAAAAACAACCCUAAACAGGGCUGACUUCAGAUGUCAGAUCGUUGUUUAUUUCCUUGACAUCUGAUGGGAAGGUGUUCCACAGGGCGGGUGUUGCUACCGAGAAGGCCCUCUGCCUGGUCCCCUGUAGCCUCACUUCUCACAGUGAGGGAAUUGCCAGAAGACCCUUGGAGCUGGACCUCAGGGUCCGGGGCUGAACGAUGCGGGGGGGGUGUGAAGAUGCUCCUUCAGGUAUCUUAAAACACACACAGGUCAUUUUCUCCCUGUGUUUCAAGUUUCAUUUUCACAUCGCUGUACACACCAGGGAGGUGUGGGGAUGUCUUCACCCAACAAACCUUACCCAAUUUGUUUCCCUGCACUUGUAACACCCCCUCCAAACUCCUAUUCAAUGAAGCUGUUCUCUGCACAUGUGCAGGGGCUGCCUUGAACGUACACACCUCACCUUCCAUUUUCAAAUCAGAGGGAAGCUGGUUUGAGGAGAAAUACAUCAAAACAGAAGUAUUCCAUUAAAAACUACAGCAUACAUAAGAAUUAUGGCUAACAUCUUGUGUGGUCAGCUUCAAACACAAGUGGUGGAGCAAACUGAAGGCAGAGUAAACCAUAAAGUAUACACAUCAUAAAUCUCUUUUGCAACCAUAAGGUUGCAAAAAAUAUUAUCUAUUUUCCUUGUCCAUCUGUUAGUCCCACAUCACAGGAACAGGAUUUUUCCAAAGCAAAGUUAAUACAAAGAACAAUUUCUGACCAAAACUAAACACCACAGUACAAGCAGCAUCCUACGCCUCAGAAAGGCAUUCUUAGCAUUAUAUCAUGCAUAUCUGUAACAUAACUCUCACAGUCCCCUAGAUCAGGGGUGGGCAGAGUUAAGGGCUGAAGAAGUAUAUAAAGGGAAGAGCUGUCAGUCAGCUGUAGAGAACAUGCUUUGCAUACAAUAAGUCCCUGUUUCAACCCCUGGCGUCACUAAGUAAGUCUCUGCUUUUUAAAUAGUGCUCCAAGAUUUACCUGCUAAAACCAGGUGCAAAAGAUAUACCUUAGGGAGAUCUACAGUACACAUUUAAAGUACAUACAGUGCACAUUUGCAGCACAUUCUCCCCCCCCCCCCAAAGAAUAUUGGAAACUAUACUCGCCCCAUCACAAAGCUACAGUUCUCAACAGCUUUCAACACCCUUUACUAAAGUUCCCAGAAUUCCUUGAGGGAAGUCAUGCUAUUUAAAUGUGCAUUGCAUGUGCGCAUUUGGAUCUGCCCCAUUAGAAUUAAAAAGGCCCCUCAGAGCACAUUCUCAGCUAAAGCAUUUGUUUUCUGUUCCAGAAGUGAACUCUGUUCACAGUCCUUUCACACACAAAGUCCACCCCUAGUUAGCUUUCUUCACUUCAGCAGUCCAAUUUGGGUGGGAAAAACAUUUUUGUUGUUGCUGCUAUAGUCAAGCAACAACGGAUCUACUGCAAAUCAGAGGUCUACCGGUAGAUCCGAAAUCUACCUUCCACGCACUCUCACCGAUUUCAAUAUAUACUUCUGCAGGGCUAUUUCUUAACAGUGCACGCGUGCAUGCAUGCAUAUUAAGGCUCCGUAGAUAUUCCUCUGAUGAAAUGCAUGCAACUGAAAUCUCUCCCUUCCAAAAGCAAUUAAUUUACCGGGUUCCAGAGAGGCAGGCACCGAUCCACGCUUCUCCUACAGCCAAUGCAAAUACGCGCCGCUUCUCGACGGGACUUUCAACUAUAGCGCUUCAAAGCUUCUCUUGAUUAACCUCCCGCAGAAUCGCACAGGAAAUUCCUUCACGCACUACACUCUUAUACCUGGGCUAAUGGCACUUUGGUCCACGACUGUUCUAUCUAGUCCCCCAAAUCGACAGGCGCCCCCCCCCCCCGGAUCCGUACAGCCCGGCUUCCCCUCGUACCAAAAGCAACCUGCCUUAUCUUAAAAACCGCAUAACUCUCGCUGCCCGUUAACAUCGCCACCAAAUCAUAUUGACAUUCCACUUGCAAAAUUCAUCGUUAUAUCCAGGAGCGCGCGGGCCGCGCGCUCACAUACCCGCUCUUUCCCCCCGCCCCAUCUUAACAGAUCCUCUUCCCACUCAAUUAUAAAGCAAGAGCUAAGCAGGCAAACAGAUCCCCCCAAACCCGAUCCCCCCCCGCAUGCAACCUUUGCUCUAGACAUCUCCUUCUGCAACAAUACAACCGUUGGGACCCCUUAAAAAAACACCAGGCCUCCCCCUAGUAACCUCGGCAAGACUUCCCCAUUUGCAGCACCCGUCGGAUCAGAGAAAUGAUCUCGUCCUCCUCGGAUCAGAAGGAUCCAGCCGCAGAGUCCUCUCCGGGUCUCCAAACUCACCCGAUGCGGAACAGGAGGGGACCCGCCAGAGCCAUGGGCAUUCGGGGAAAGCGCUGCCUGGCCGCGCACCGAUGGAAAGCGCCGCUCAGGGCCCUGCAAGAAGAAGCGGCGAAGGUUGCAAGCAGCGCUCGGAUCCGCAGCAGCCAGCCCAGCCAAGCCAUGCUCUGCGGAGGGAGCGCGGCAAGCAUCGGACCCGCCCCCCGCCCCUGCCUUUAAAACAGCCCUCCCACCUCCAGCGCCAAGCACGCAGCCGGGCCCGCCCCCUCGGAGCGCCGUCUGGCUCAGAGCCGGAGCCGCUUCCUGCGCGGCUUGGGAUGCAGUGCCCCCUGAGGAAUCUGGCCGUAAAUGCCAGCGGUGGUACCCUAGCGGGAUGCGUAGGGCACUGGUAAAUGAAGAAGCCCAAGGCUUCAAGAAAAAUAAAGACAGAAAAUGGACAAAAGUACAGAGAUUCACAGUAUGUUUAGGGGUAUGUGUACCCCUGCAUUUCCCCCCGAAAAAAAGCAUUGGUAUUAGUAUUAACAAUAAUUUUAUUAAAUUUAUAUACCAACCUUCAAGAAUCACAUUAUAAAAACGCAAAAAUAUGAUGACAAAUCUGGUUCAUUUCCACAACAGCGAAACUGGAUUUAGUAAACUUUUUUCUCUCCCUGUGUCUCUUUAUAAUCAUGCCCUAUUACAUCAUAAAUGUGCAGCCUUGACCUGCUUUCAACCUGUUGUUUUCUCCAGAUGUAUUGGGCCACUGCUCUCACCAAUCACUGCCAGCGUGGCUUAAUGGCCAAGGAAGAUGGAAGCUGUGGUCCAACAAUAACUGGAGGACGUCAGGUUGGAGAAUCCCUUCUUCCCCAAGAUAACUGCAAUAUACCCGCAAUUAAGAACACAGAACAGCUGUAUCAUAAAACAAUGAAAAGUGCAGCCAAAUCAGACAAGGCAUAUAAAAACAGCUGAGUAUCUUUGAAAAGACAAGUUGAACCUACUGCCCCAGCCUCUUUAAUGGCGGGGCUUUCCUCCCCUGUAAAGAAGUCAGUGGCAUUUCCCUGGUGCACAAAGAGCAAUGUAAUAUUUUCCUACAGUUCCCUGACUCCACACAAGUGUGUUUGUUUUAGUUUCGAAAGGCAGUGUGUGCACUGUGGCACCUACUGAUUAGAGUCAAUAGCAUCAAAUUUCCUUCUCAUUUUUGAGCAUGUAAAACAGAGUUUACCCAGUAAAUACGAUGCAUUGAUAACUUAGGCUGCAAGUCUAUGCAUACUUACCUGAGAGUUAAACCCAUUGAAUAGAACAAACCUUACUUCUGAGUAAACAGGAUUGCACUUGUUAGGACACUGCUUUCUGCUGCACCACUUCAUUUUUAAAAAAGAGAUUUGUUGCUGUUUUUGCAAACACCUGUGAGUUUAAUCAUUGCACUAAUUCUGAGUCACGGUGCACGUUUGCAGAACAGUAAUGCCCUCUGAACGGUAUUUACGCUAAAGUAAAUAUAGCUAGGUUUUUGAAGUCCUUUCCUUCCCAAGACUGUUGCAUACAUUAUUAUUGUUAUUAUUAUUAUUAAUUUCAUUUCCAUACAGCUUUAUAUUUUUCAGAAAAAAAUCUCAAAGUAGUUUUCAACCUACGCUAAAGCAUCAAACAAAACAAUCCUGAGGAAAACAUUACAGAAGAAAGUCAAAUAUAAAGUAUACAUUCAAAGCAACAUAAUUAACAGGAAACAAAAAUAUUAUCUUAAAGAUUUUAAAAUAAAGCAUUGCAAAGGAGGUCAACCACAGAAUGCACACUUAAAGCAGCAAAGUCAACAACAACAAAGUUAUCGUAAGCAUUUCAAAUGACAACAUUACUAAAGGAAGCCAAAUAUAAAAUGCACAUUUAAAACAAUGUAUGUAGUCUACAGCCACAUGUCUACUGUAAGGAUGACCAUGGACAUAGUCAGGGGGGGCAGCUGCCCCCCUAAAUCAAGUAAAUAAAAAAUACUUAACUAAAAUAGAAAUUGUAGAAAGAUUUUGACAUAUUUUUCUGAGCAUUUGGAGUCAAAAGAAAUUAAUUUAAAACAACUGUUGUUGAGACAUUUACCGGUAAUUCUUAAUCUGCUAGACAGAGCCAGACAGAGGAUGAUGACAGGUGGGUGUCCUGCCCCCCCCCAACAUAAAUCCUGGCUACGCCCAUGAGGACAACUACCAUAACCAAGGGAAGCCAUACUUACUUCCGCCUAUCCAAGUGUUGAAGCAUAUAUUUACUUUCUGAUGGAAGCCCUUAAUGUGCUUGAUGCAUAGCAAUAAUUAAUCAAUUUAAGGGCAGGGACAGCUCAGUUAGUAGACUUUAUUUUUUUAAAAAAACAAACUCACCAAAUGGCAGAGCAUUGCUCUGGAGAGAAGAGUAACCUUGGGUGAUUGUUGUUUUUUACCACUAUCUUUUUAUUUUAUUUUUAAGGUGCUGUAUGCGCAUUCAUUCACUUGGGUAUAACCAUAGAGGCGAACUCAGCCUCUAAAGAAUUGUUUGUGUAUAAAUUCAAGCUUAUUUAUAUAUAUAUAUAAAGGAUCACUAAAUGCCAUGAGCAUGCCAAGAAUUGAAUGGUUUGCUACAAUUAUCUUGAACUUGAUAUUCAUAUGAUUGUGGCAUGCUUAUCUAUCCAAUACUAUUUUUCAUAUUAUUUCACCAUCCUGGAGAUCACUGGAUUAUCUUUUUUCCUUUUCAUUAUUUAUCUUUAUCCAUUAGUUCCUCUUACUUAGUCUUUCAGUACUACCAAUCAUAUCUAUGCUAAUGAUACCCAGUUGUUUCUACCUCCCCCCCCCCUUCCUUUGCUGAUCUCUCACCUGUUUUGCAUUUAUCUCAAUCUCCAUGCUGCUGGCUCACAGCUCACUGGCUUAGAGACUGACCCCAGCCUUCCUAACUGGGUGCCCUCCACCUGUUUCUUCUGCAAUUCUCAUCAGCCCCACUCUGCACAGUCAAUAGGUCAUGCUGGCUGGAGCUGAUGAGUGAAGUCCUAAUCAGGUGGAGAGGGCCAGGUUUGGAAAGGCUUUCAUAGAAGACAGAUCCUUUCAGAUUCUUACAAAGUAGGCUGGGCAGAGGAAGGAGACAAUAUAAGCACAGAACGGGGACAUCUCACCCUGCCUGAUUGUAAGAUUGACUCUCAGGCACAUCUAAAAGCACUUCUUUGUUUGCUUAUUGAGGAAAAUGGCAAAUCAAAAGAACCAGAAUUACAGAAAUUCUUCCAGGCAUAUUAAGAAAUAUCCCCCUCAUUCCUUGACUGUUGUACUAGCCUGAGCCACCAGAUGGUGCAGCAGUACAGUGGCAAUAAAGUUUGUUUCUGUCUCUCUCCACGAAUGAACAAACAAUGCGUGCACACCAUUUUUAUUCAUUUUUAAUGCAACUUAUGCUGUUGGAUUUGUUUUUUGUGAUGCAGAAUCUUCAGUGCCAACUGUGAGCAGAAUUUGCUUCUACGAAGAAAACUCUGGGAGCUGAGUUGCUUCCUGGAAACUGUAUCCUGACAUCAUUUGCUCAGAGCUCUCUGCAAAGGGGGGACUCGCCCGUAUGCUGGCGUUCGCUGAUAUCUCAGGGAAGAUGCACAAGGUCGAAAUAAAUAUGCACAGAGCAGGAGGGAGUAGUCAGGCUUAAUGAAUGGUUUCCCCAAUAAAUACUUGCAAGCUUUUAUGCUUAUUCUCAAAAGAUGCUUCUUCAAGAUCACCUUCAUCUGCGGCUCACAUCCCAUUUUUCAGCUUCAUUUGCUUUCGUUCUAUUUUGUUGUCGCCCUUAUAAUCUACUCUGUGCUCCCCUCCCCCCUGUCUGUUUCUAUGGCAACACCAAUAUCAUGAAGAUGGUUUUAGAGUUUAGUGACAGCCGCACAAGACAUCAGACAAUUAAGGAUCUCUAGUAGGGUUUGGCUUUGCUGACACCUAGAACACUGCCUUUAAAGCUGUGCACAAUAUAUUUAGAGCAGUGCAGUGCCUUAACUAGCGUGGUGCCUUUCUGCAUCUGUAAAUGAGUGAGGGACAAAACAGAUAGAUUUAACAUUUGCUUCCUUAAACGUUUCAUCACUCAGUUCCUUCUCUCCCCUCACCAUUGCAUAUGCAUACUCCAGGCCAACUCCAUCCCUGCAAUGACCCACAUUCAUCCUGACAGCUGCUCAUAAUCUUGACAGUGCCAGCUGAGCCCCGGCAAUCUCAUCUUUCUGUUUUCAGGAGGAUGGAGUGAAUGAAUGACACGCCAUACAUUUAAAGCACACAAGUUCCCCCCAAAGAGCCCUGGGAACAGUAGUUUGCUAAAGAUGUAGUUCUGUCCAGGGUAAACUACAGUUUGCAGAAUUCUUUGUGCUUGAAAUGUAUGGCCUGCAUGCAACUUCAGUAUGGGAAUCUGUCCUGCGCAUCUGUUUGAAGCUGGGGGAGGGGUUGAGGAAUGCAGUCUUUUGCCCUGUCUCUUGCAAGUUACUUCUGGGUAGAUGUACCGGUAUCUAGGAUUGCCCUUACUGAGUGGUGUUGAGCAGAGUAGACCCAUUCAUAGCUGUCAACUUUCCCCUUUUUUUAAGGGAAAUCCUAUUUGGAAUAAGGGAAUUUCCCUUUAAAAAAGGGAAACGUUGACAGUUAAUAAAUAGGCACUUAAUAAAUAGGUCCAUUCAUUUCAGUGGGUCUGCUCUGAAUAAAAUGUAGCUGAAUACCCUAAAUCAACAAAAGAGCUAUCAUUUUACUGAAAGCUUAGGGCUUCUUCCUCCCUCAUUUAACCAAGGUGCCUCCAGGCAUGUGCUUAACUUGCAGUAUUGGUAAUAAUCCAAUCUUGCCUGAAGGCAGAGAAGACAUGGUUGAACUGACUGUAGUUAGAUUUUUGCUUUGGGACAUAGUGGACAAAACAUAAAGAAUAAAAGAUGGAGAGACAGAAAGGAAAGGAAAGUACAGGUAUGGAAAAAAGGAGACUGAAUAUAUAAAGAUGGAUGUAGAAAUGUCCAUGUGGGGAUGCAGCGUCUGAUGUUUCAGGACAACUUUCUCCCACCAACUGCAUCUAAAGUAACUUAACAAACAGUAUGUAUAACAACCAGCUGUUUAUAUAUAUUAACUAUCUGUGUAAUGCUAGAAGUAUCCUCCAGCUGUACCAUUUUUUAAAAUAGGAUAUUAGUUCUCUUGCGUUGGCCCUAAUAACUUUCCAUUCAUAAGGAUGAACUGAAAUUCUGAAAAAGUUUACAAUACUGGAUUAGGUAAAUGGUAAAGGUAAAGGACCCCUGGACUGUUGUCCAGUAAAACGCGACUAUGGGGUUGUGGCGCUCAUUUCUCAGGCCAAGGGAGCUGGCAUUUGUCCACAGACAGCUUUCCGGGUCAUGUGGCCAGCAUGACUAAAUCACUUCUGGCGCAACCAGACACCAUGACGAAUGCCAGAGUGCAGAGAAACACCAUUUACCUUCCCACCAUAGCUGUAUCUAUUUAUCUACUUGCACUGGCAUGCUUUCGAACUGCUAGGUUUGCAGAAGCUGGAACAGAGCAACAGGAGCUCACCCCGUUGUAUGGAUUUGAACCACUGACCUUCGCAUCAGCAAGCCCAAGGGGCUCAGUGAUUUAGAUCACAGCGCCACCCGCUCCCCUAAAAUACUGGGUUAGCAUUGAAUAAUGUUGAAAGAAAAGCCAGAUUUGUUAACCAUUGAAAAAAAAUGUUUAAGAUGACAGAGAGACGGACAUGAUGCUGUUAAAAGUUCAUCACUGAAGUGUCCUACUCCCAAAGAAGAGCCAGUUUAUUCAUAGAACUCUUUCAUUAGUCACAGUGAUGAGUUACUCUUCUACUUAGAACUUCUCUGUAUGAUAUAUUCUUGUGUAACAUCUGUGGCUGGGACUCUGCAUGUCCUAAGUCCUCAAAAGUGCCAUGUUUUGCACUUAGGAAAAUGUGAUAUUUCCCCCAUAAGAUUUUGUAGCCAUAAGAUUUUGUUUGAUUCAACUAAGACACAAACGCCAUCAGAUGUUGAGUCCUUUGCUACUGUGAUGGCUUUAUGGAAUGUGACUACAUGCAUGCCAGGGGUACCAUUUGCACCAUUUUUCUACUACAGUAACAGAACAGGCCCACGGUAUUUUGUGAGCUUCCUUGUUAAGGUAUUCCUUUGGUGGCUUUGAAUUCACUAAUUGUGUGACCCCAAUGCAGGGGUGCUUAGCCAGCAAUAAAUGGAGAAGAACAGCAGCAAGGCUAUCCAUAACCCAUAGUCUGGGGUGUGUGUGUGUGGGUGUGUGGGUGUGUAAAACACCACUAAUUUAAUUUUGCUUUUCUGAAGCAACAUUUGGAAUCAAUGUUCAGCAAGGUCUUUCCUGUUGCCGAGCUAUUCUUCCUCCUCAGCCAUUACAUGCAGUCAUUAUACUGUCAUUGGAUCAGGAAGUAUGAGAAUAUUGUGCAAAGGAUGGUGUAUGUAGACGUGCCUUGUUUGGUUGCGCAGACCAUUGAAAACAGAACUCCACGACUAUACCUUUUAUAUUCUGAUCACCUGUUCCUAAUUCCCAGCUCAUGCCCUCCUCUCCCUUUGUGUUCUUCCCUGUUAGAAUUCCGUGCAUGCUAGAAUCCUGUGAAAAGCUUCUCUCAAUGCUACCAACUCAUUCUGUCACUUUAAGAGGCGGGGAGGAAGGCUGUUGCUGCGGAAACCAGUGAAUACAUUGCAACCUCACUGUGGAAGGACAGGAAAAAAACGCAGUGAGUCUACAGUGGGAGGCUUCAGGUCUAACAUGAAGCUGACUUCCACUCAUUUCUCUAAAUUUAUCCCCAUCCUGGGAAGCUGCAUGGGUGGGGAGGAAAUAACUGGGAUGGAUGCAACUGGGGUUAGCAUUUGAGGUAUUCAUUGAUGAGGGUGGAGGGGCUUUGUUGCUACAUCAGGAUGCUGUACAGAAGGACGGAGGACAAGUGAGUGGAAGGAAAUAGGGGGUCUUUGCAGCCAAUAUUCUCCCAAAUUUAUACAAAUGCUUUAUUGAUUAAUUGAUUGCUGGGCUGGGAGCCAUCCAAUAAAAUAAAAGGAGGCAGUUUCAAUGAGAAAAAGACAGAGAAAGCACAUACCUUACCUCAAUUUAAGUGCCAUUUAUUUAUUUUUAAAUUUUAAAUUUUGUCUACCACUUAAUCAUCAAAACCUGUACUGUAGAUGGUUUGCAUAAAACAUAAGAUAGACAUUAAAAUCCUCAGAAGUUAAAAAUGAGUUGAUCCAUUAAAAAGUAUUUAUAAAAUCACCGGUUAAAAAUAUAUGUUAUGAAAUAUAAAAGGGAAUUACCAAUUAAAAUGCUGACCCUACCUAUCUGGCUUAGGCUUGCCUAAGCAAAAACAUUUUAGAAGGCGCUACAAACAAUACAGCAAAGGUGUCUGCCAAAUAGCAGUGUGCAGGGAGUUGCAGCAUAGGGACUGCCCCAUUGCAAGACCGAUUCCUUACUUGUGCAGAACAGGCUUCCCCUAAAGAAUCCAGAAAAUUAUAGCUUGGUGAGAAUUCUCUGUUGCAGACCCUUUGAAGGACUACCUUUCUCAGAGUUCCAUGGGAAGAGGGAAGGAUGGCCCUCAUCCUUCCUACUAUUCUCUGGGAAGAGCCUGCAAAAAGCUUGACCAUAGAGAUCUAUCUUAGCACCCACCAAGGAGGAGAUGGCACGAAGCACAGCACAAUAAGAGCCAUCGCUUUGCCUGGAUACCUGACUUUUAGACAUGCAGGGCCCAUUAGCUGGUCCUGAUUCCUAGUUUUCAUUUUCAAAAAUUUUGUAGUGUUUAUAGCCUGGGAGGUUGGUGGGAAUAAUGGGAAAUGUGCAUUGCCUCCGAGGGAAUAUGGCAAUCCUGUUAAGGCGGUCCAUGAGGAGGUGCUUUGGUCUGGAUGCCCAUGCAAGGGGCUAGGGCCAUAGUACUCCUUGUGGAGUAGCACCUAUUUGAUGCAAGCCACAGGCUCUCCUCAACAUUGGUUUGACCCCUUGGUUGAUAAUCCAGCAGACAGGUUGGUUGAGGUCGGUUACAGCCCAAUGCCUUCACCAAACUCCUUACAGCUGUAAUCAAUAACAUUGUGGCCUAAAUUCAAACCAUACAGUGUCGUCACGAGUGGUCUUUUGGUCAGCGAUGCCCUGUGGGGUGGUGGGCUCACAGCACCUGAAUGCGCAAAUGGCAGAUCCCCAUGUCUUGAACACAUUAGCUCAGUUCUUUCUGGUGUUGGUUUCAUGCUGAAUUCUUCACUGUGACUCCCCCUUGUAUAUAUCGUCAAAAUAAAUUCAAACAGUAUGGCAGGCUGGGACUAUUCCCCUUAUCUCACACCGUAUGUGGCUAGAGCUAUGUCCACUCCAGCUAAUGUAUUGCAGGCAGGGUUUGCAUCCAGUCUGCUUUCAUCAUCCAUAUCCCCCCCCCCACUUCUUCUUCCAGAUUUCCUCACAGCGGGUCUCUGGGAAGUGUCCUCUUCUACACCCACCUGUUCCAAGGCUUUAAGUCCUCAUUUCUCCACAAUGCAAAAGAAGACCUCAGACGAGGUGGCGAAGGAGGUGCCAAUACCGAAAGUCCCAGCUGCCAACAAAGGGGCAGUGGAAUUCCUCUCGCUCAUUGGUGGGUGCCCCUUUUGAGGAGGGAGGAGGCUCUCCUACCCUGUUCUCCCCCAUGUAAGGGAGGGGUGCUGACAGCCAGGAGCUUUUUCACUAUCAACCUUUGAAGAUAUAGGAGUCUUAGGGCCAAAGUAGACUGACACUAAAAGCACCACUGGGAAAACCUUUUUUCUUUUUCUUCAUAGCAGGCACUGAGGGGCGGGGGUAUUGGUAUUGCAGCAGACAUAGAGGAGGUUUAAACCUCUCCUCAUCCUGCCACCCAGCUGCUUUCUAAUGAAUUUCCCCACUCCACUCCACACUGGGGGCAUUUUCAUUGGGAUUUCAAUAGGGGGGAGUAAAAGAUCCCCUGCCUGCAUGCUGCAGUCUCAAUGAAAAUGGGAGGGUCCCCCUGCACCUGCUAUUAUUAAAAAAUGAAAUGGAAUAGGAAUAUUCUCAGUGUAAUGUCGUGUCUAGUUUCCUCAGUUCCAAACCAUUAAGGAACACUAUUGGUCAGCGUGGGCAUGAUUGUAUCAGCAGGUUUGAUGCUAAUUCCUAAGGCAAAACCAAGUUUCCUAUCUUCAACAGCCAAUUUUGUGAGCCACCUUUUAGAUCUGGUACAAGGCUUUGCCAGAUUGACUUGCAAGAUGGUAUGUCCCAGGGCUGGGAUGGGGAAACUUCAGGGCAAUGCAGGCUUCUCUGUCUGACCCUCAGGACUUUUCCCAGAGCCCUUUCCCCCCUCUCCAGGCCACAUGCCUCACCAGCCCUGAACUGCACCCUCCUUGAGAGCUUUUCCCUCACUGGAAUGUGUCCUCAACCUCAGACAAUAUGGGAAUGUUCAGGGUGGCAGGAGAGGAUAUAUUGUUUAUUAACCUGGAAUGCAGCCCAUUUUCCCCACGCCUUUCCCUGGCUGACCAUCCUUUCAAAUGCUGCAAUGGAUCAUGGACAAAAUACCAGGCACAUCACAGGCAAGCAACUGGCAGGCCUUGGGGAGAAGCCAGGGAGAAAGGAGGUCAAUAUGACCCAGAUGACUCCAAACUUAGUGGACUCAUUCCUUCAGCUUUUCAGUUAAACACUUCCAUAUAGAACCUGGUUUGAUAUUAGGUCUCUGCUCAUGAGUUUUAGGGUUGGAUCUACCCUUGUCGCCAAAGUAGUCUGCAUCCACCACCAACAACUGGUUUCUGUUCUUGGGGGAUAUUUUCCCAUUCUGUGUGGAAACAGGUUUUUCUCUCUCUGUUUCCCCCAAAUGAUAAUGUUCUACUCUCUCAUCUCGCAGAACUGAAAGAGAUAAAGUACUGCAUUUUUGGGGAAUCACUGGUUGCCAUCUCGGAGAGUGGAGAGACUACUGGGACAUUCACCAUCUCAGUGGAGGAGACCAGCUAUUCACCAGACGACUGGGACGAAGAAGACCUGUACCUGGUCCGUGCCAGCAGCAAGGGGACCAUUGAUGGCAUCCCUUGCACAACGUCCAUUACAGGUAACUUCACUGUGAUAAUUUGGCAAGAGGAGGGUGGUGUUAUGGAGAAGGGAGAGAGUCGGCCUACUCCUGUGUCCAAAUAACAGCCUUCAGGCCUCAGAUUAUACAACUGGCAAUAUGGGACCUUGAAACUAUGGAUGCAGAGAUGGAGCUAUAACAUGAGAAGAAGAGAUUUAACCGUAGAGUAUUUGUACCAAGUGAAUACAGUCAUUUUUUGGUUCCUAGUGCCACGCUUCCUUAGUCUGAUAACUGUUUUAGACCCAAGGGAAGAAAAAGCUGAGCAAGGUUCCAGCCACACAGUGUGGACAUAGCACUUAAUAUUCUGCUGUAUCCCCAAUAAGGCCCUGCAAUUCCUGUUCCUAUAAGCUAAGGUUGUCAUACGUCCAGAAUUUCCCGGACAUAACCGGCGAUUGGCCGUCGGAAGCAGUGUCAUGGUGGAAUCCGCUGAAGCGUCCAGGAAAACCUGGACAUAUGGCAACCCAUGUCAGCAGUGUCGUUUUGGGUGAUUUUCCUUAAAAAUAGCUCCAAAACUUCAUUUUUAUUUAUUCUUUUGAGAUUUUGCCAAAAAACCUAAACAACUUUUCUGUCCAGAUUUUCACUUUUUGAAAUAUGGCAACUGUACUAUAAGCAAGACUCUACUACAUUUAAAAAAUUUUCCACUUCAUUGAAUGGGACCCAUGGGCUAUGAAACUUGUUCAGAAUUGUAGCCUUCAAUCAGCAAAGACCUCCUAAUUUUGUGAUGUACUUAUUUAGUACAUUUCUUUCCCACCUUCCCUCGAAGGAGCUCAAGGUGGCAUACAUGGUCUUCCCUCUUCCCAUUUUAUCAUCACAACAACCGUGUGAGGUACGUUAGGCUCAGAGACAGUGACUGGCCCAAGGUCACUCUGCAUGCUUCACAGCUAAGUGGGGACCAGAACCCCAGUUUCCCAGGCACUCUAACCACUACACCACACUGCUGUUCCUUCUCCCAGCUAUUCCCUUGUCGCUAACAAUAUGUGUUUAAUUUUUAUUUUAUCUUCUUAAUGCAGCUGGUAUAUGUUGACUAAAAGCCAUGGAGUAUUAUUUGUGCAUUCACACCCACUCCCCCAAGCAAUCACGUGUUUUGGUAGGCUGCCUAAAACCCAGUGAAACGAAUGAGAUUUAAGUAGUUCAUGCACAAUACUAGUCAUUCUGCUUUUCUUGUGUAAAUAUGUUUUGUCUGGAUCUGAGAGUUAGUACAAGGCUGAUGCUUAGAACCUUCUGCUCUCCUUCAAACACCUCAGUUGAGCUGCUUGUCUCGCUGGAAAAGCAACUAGGCAGAGAAUGAAGAAGAGCCAAAAACAGACCACUCUUUCCUGAGAUGGGUCAGUAGUGCUUUGCCAUUUCAUGGCAUUGGACAGAGUAGUGUUACAAUUGCAUCUUAAGCAAACAAAGAAAUGGCACAAAUUAGGUUGGGCUGACAGCACAGAAAACACCGGAAUGCAACAUUUUGGAAGAGAAAUCAUCUGGAUCCUGCAUAAAAACAGAGUGAACGAAUGAUAUCCAUUCCAGAGAAAACAGCUAGUGUGGAAUCAACCCAGUCACAGUAAGUUUGGCAGCCGUCACAGUGGUUUCUAGCAGCUAUCAGACACAACAUCAGGAAAAUUCCGAGAAAGGUAGGCAGCUUCAGGAACUCUUGGUAAAAACUGGAGUAUUUCCAAGGGUAAUAAAAAGGCAACCUGGGCUAACAGGGAGUGUUUAGGUGGCAUAACCUUUAACGUUUGUUUUUUAAACCUUUAUCUAUUCCUUUAUCAGGAUAUGUAACAAAGAAAUUGGAAACUGUGGAGCAGCACAAAAAGGAAAGUGUGAGGGUAAAUAUCUUUGUUUGUGUCCCCUUCACCAUGGCUACCUGGAUGCAAGAUAACAUCUAAACACCUGAAAUGAAUAAAUAAAUAAAUAAGAAAAUUCUCCAGUAGCACCUUAGAGACCAACUAAGUUUGUUCUAAACAUCUGUAUUCCUGACAAGAUUUCUCCUCUUCAUAUUGAAGCAUGCGGGUAGGGGAAAUCUUUUCAGGCCUGCCCCCCUUUUGCAGGUUUCCUUCAUGAUCUCCAUUUUCUGCUCUCCUGGGUAAACUUACUAGGAUAGUUGGCCUUAGGUUAAGGUUACCCGAUGUCCCCAUUUCCCAGGGACAGACCCCGGAUUUACAAAUCUGUUCCCUGACAAAAUCCGUCUAUUUAGUAGAAAGUUGAAAAGUGUCCCCGGCUUCAUUGAAAAAAAUCUGGUAACCUUACCUUAGGUCGCUUUGAAAUCAGUGGAAUAUCCAGCCCAUUCAAAAACAGGCUGUUGGAAAUGCAGUUGUCAGCCCACCUUCCCCCUGUGGGGACUGGGAUUUAAAGCAACACUUUAAAUCAGAAUAAGCCUUCAUCCUGAUUUGCUUUUGGGAACUGGUCUUGCAGGCCAAACUGGGACCCAUAAUUAGGCCUUGGGCCAGAGAUUCCCCACCUCUGCACUAGGGACAAAGGGCUUAGACAUAAGUACUCCUGAGUAAAAAAAAAAAUUUUUUUUUAAGUUCAUCUGUCUGGCAUGGAUGUAUCAUCUUGUGGUACUUACUCUUUUCUACAGUUCAGAGAGCACCCAGUGGAAACCAGGACCCAUGUGGUGAGACGCCAAGACCAGCUUUUUGUGAGCAAAACUGUGGUGGAAAGAGAUGUGAGUAAAUUCUGACCUCUCUUAAAGGAUUUGGAAAGUCAAGCCCAACUCCCUCCCUCUCUAGGUUAAGGGAAAUAAUCACACUAGUAAUUCAAAUCCAUGUAACUUUCAUGUCUGUUCACCUGUAAGUUCAUUCCAGCGCGAUAUCCCUAUUAAAUCCACACAAGCAAAAUUUUAUUGUACGUAAUACUUAUUUCUAAACAUCCCCCCUCCCUCAAAAUACAAGUUUCUAACUGCAUUUUCUCUUGAAAUAACGUGUUUUAAAAUGCAUUUUGAUUGUGGCUGUUGUUGAAUGAGAACUACAUGGGAACAAUCAAAAAGUGAGUUCUGACUCACACAUUACUUAUUCAUUUAGAAUAUUUAUUUCCCACUUUAUAAGCAAUUUACAAAAGAUCCUGAAAUAAAGAUUACAUUCAAAUCUAGGUUCAGGAACAGAAAUAACACAAUGUCCCUGUGGUGCGGAUUAUUCACAGCACUGGAAGGUCUGAAUCUGGUUAGUUCAUACUUAGUUUCGCAAGUACUGUAUCCCUCAAGCAUUCCUAGCUACUGUCCUUGAAUGUUAUCUAUAAUAACUUGUUCCACUGGUUGUCAUCAGGGAUUAACAGACUAUGAGACUGUUACUUUCCACUAUCUUGUAGUCUAACUACCUUGGAGUCCAGCCUUGUUGCAAGGCUUGUAAAGCAAUUUGCACCCUGUUAAGUAUUCUAAAUAGACAAACAGCAAUAUGGCAUACUAUAUUUAUGUAUUACCUUUAUACCCCUUCUUUCUUCCAUGAUGGAAUUCAAGGCAGGUGAUCUCCAGACACCAAACAGACCCAGAUCUCCUGAGCAUGUGCCUUCAGAUCAUGUCCCGGAACAACAUUUCUAUUGCACAUUUCCAAACCCUCCACCUUCAUUAUCUCAGUACUUACACCAGCCCACUAAGAAGAACAGCAUUGUCCUCAUGUUGCAGAUAUGAGCUGGUCUGAGGCCAAAGGAGUCAUGCUUAGUACCAAAUGCCACCUAGUGAAUUUGCAGCUGAGAUCUGAUUUGAACUGAGGACUUCCCAACUCAUAGUCUUCACCACUAUGCUGCACAAGCCCUCAUAACAGUCAGAUGACAAAGGGCAGCAAGAUCACAGUUUCCCAUUCUUGUCCCACGAAUGGCUAAGCCUGUCUUGAAGCACCAAGGAGUGGCAUCUAUAAGUCCCAAAACAAUUUCCCCAGAAUGACCUGUUGUUGUCUUGGAUUUGGUGAAAAUGUCUUUCCUCUAUUCUCUCUCACAGGAAGAGAUCCACGUUGACACAUUUUCUUACAAACGUGCACAGCUUCAUGGUCUAGUCUCAGAGUCUGCCAACUUCCUGGUGAUGCGGGUGAUGGCCAGGAGGCAAGCCGUACCACAGGAUGCCAUUUUCCUCGCAUUUGGCAUUGACCAGCACAUCUGCCCCUGCACCUAUGUGAGUGUGUCUUAGUGGGGCCCCCUGCAGGUGUUGGCAAUGCAUGAGGAAGUUUGUCUCGGGAAGGGCCGUAGACCAGUGUUACAGCACAUAUUGUGCUGACCUAUCCAGCUACGUAGGCCCAGCCCUUGGUAGAUUGGCAAAGAUUUCCACGUGAAGAUUUGACCAAAACAUGUAGGCCAGCUGACUGUCUAAAGUUAACUAUAUGCUGGCAGGAGAGAACAAGGCUUUGCUGCCUCACCAGCAGCACUGUUUUAACUCACCUUUCUCGUUCUUCACUUCGCUUCCCAGAGUUCCCUGGGCAUCCAGAAGCAGAAAGUGGGCAAAGAGGAGGUGGAGGUGUUUGUCAUUGAGAGAGUUGUGCACUCCAUGGACGAGGUCCCCCUGUGCUGGCAGUUCUACUUCCUGUCGGAUGGGUAAGGAGGCUCCAGUGCAAUCGCUUGUGCCCAGCCCUUCCUUGCAGGCAACAUGGCUCACUCCCUCUGACCUAGAAUAGCUUCUGACAGUCUUAUUGACAGCAUUCUUACUGUAGGUUUCCUAGCGCAGCCUGGUUUCCUUUGAAUGCCAGUGCUUUAAAAAACCCUAUUAUUAUUAUUAUUACAAAUACAUUGAGUACAAUACACAGGUUAAAUUCCCCAUCUCUCCCUCCCUUAUUCCACCCUAAGAACCAUAAAUGAAACAACUCAGUUGCAUUCCGUAUGCAAAAUGACGUGCAAAAUGUGGGGAGGAGAAGAGGAUACAGAAGAUGUUUGCAUCUUCGGUAUCCACCAAGAAACAUUUGUCAGUUGAUUAACGAAAAGAAACGCAUUGGUAAUGGCAGGAGAACUUCCCGUUCCUAGGCCUGGCAUGCCUCAUGAUGAUCCAUUCACAGCACAUCAUGAAGGCACCAGAGUCGCAUGCAGCUACAGUCCUGCAGGGCUCCUGCCUAUCUCUUACAGUUCCCAGGCAAAUAUGGGAGGGUCCAGCUGGCUAGUUUUCCUUCUUGCCUCCUCCACCCAGGCAUUUAUCUCGCCGUGUCCAGGUUGGCUCCCCGGCCACCAUGGUGAUCCUUCAGAUGCCCAUUCUGAUCGACACAGGUAAAAGGCAGCAGUCUGUGAAAUUUCCCUCCCUCCACCCCGUCAGCGGUUGGGAAUGGUCACCAGAGGCAAUUGGGGCAUUUGGUAGUUGAACCCCCUCCAGACAUCCUUUCUUCAUUGGACAUUUGUGAUCAUUUGCAAUUGAGGUGGUCACAUCAGCUUUCCAUACUGUUAGUGCCUGCAAAAGUUUUUGGGGUGGUCACGCUGCUUCAUUUCCAUGCAGUGUAUCUCCCAUAACCUCCUGCUGAAGUUUCUUACCUUUUUUAUACUACAAAUGUUCUAGUUAAUUUUUGUUUCAGUUCUGUUGUGCUAUUGCCCCUUUGGAAAGCAAAAACAUGAUAGCAAUUGGGGAAGUAAGUAAAGGUAAAGGUAAAGGGACCCCUGACCAUUAGGUCCAGUUGUGACCGACUCUGGGGUUGCGCGCUCAUCUCGCUCUAUAGGACGAGGGAGCCAGUGUUUGUCCGCAAACAGCUUCUGGGUCAUGUGGCCAGCAUGACUAAGCUGCUUCUGGUGAACCAGAGCAGCACACGGAAACGCCGUUUACCUUCCCGCUAGAGUGGUACCUAUUUAUUUACUUGCACUUUGACGUGCUUUCGAACUGCUAGGUUGGCAGGAGCUAGGACCGAACAACGGGAGCUCACCCCGUUGCGGGGAUUCGAACUGCCAACCUCCUGAUCAACAAGUCCUAGGCUCUGUGGUUGAACCCACAGCGCCACCCGCGUCCCUUAAUUGGGGAAGUAUCUCAAAGCAAACUAAAGUAGACUAAAUCCACCAUUAACACACUAUUAUUGUGUCAAGAACGCGUUGCAAGAUACACCCACAACAAAACACCAGUCUGGAGAGGCCCAGAAUCUGUGCUGGCCUCCACUGGGGACAGCAUCUGGGAGUGAAUCAACUAACUUGGGCAAAAUGCAGAAAUGCAUUCUCUUUCAUUUGGGCAUGGAUUGAAAUUUAAUUGCACUAUUUAUUUUUAAGAGCCAUGGAUUUCUAGUAUGUGAUGGACAUCAAUCUCUAAUUCCCAUGUUCCUAACUCUGCUUCAAUUUCCACCUCUUCCCAGAUGAACCAGACCCUCGUCCAGUCUUCGAGAAAAUCCCGCUGGAUUGGGAAGAGGAUGUGCAGCUGUAUUCCCAGUUCUUAGACAGAAAGGUGAGUUGUGUGGCAGCUAGAGUCUUGCCUACGCCCUUAAAAUGUGCCAGCUCUUGCCAAGGGUCAAUUAGUGGGCCUCCAAAUACAUAUAGUUCUACCUGAAGUACUUGGCACCAAACUGGAUAGAGCAACAACCUGAGAGACCCUCCUCUAACAGGGGUUUGGUUUCCUCCCUUCAGGAGGAGCUGCAAGCAAGCCAUGCCACCUAUGUGCGUCGCCACCCAGAGCUCCGUGCGCUGUUGGCAGAUUUCUUACAGCUGCUGCUCCUUCGCAAGCCUGAUGACGUGGUCACCUUUGCUGCGGAGUUCUUUGCCCCCUUUUCAGCAGAGCGCCCACCCUGCAGGUCGUUUCGGUCAUCCGACAAGCCCAGCCCCUUUCGCAACCACGUCUAAACUAUUCCAGCAGAAGAAUAAAGACCCAGAGAAUGACGCUGGGGUUUGCGGAAACUGUUUUUGGAAGUUGCUGGGGGCAUGCCCUGCCCAGAGGGGUGCAUGAUGACUACUGCUGUGUCCAGGGCAGAGGCUCAGUCCUGAGGUACGCUGCUUCCCAAAGGGUGUUAGGAGUGCUGCAGGGAGUAGGAACUGAAACCGCUAGCAUUUCCACACCCAGUGCAGAGCUGGCGACUCUGCAAAGUGGGAAGUGGUGGAAAACCUCCAGAAUGUGACAUUUUGGAUCAAAUGUAUCCUUAAAAAAGAAAAAAGAAGAAGGCAGGAGUUAAACUUUAUAACAGACUUCUCUGAAUUUAAAUUUUUGGCUUUAGAGACGAAAGCUCAGCCAAUAAAUAAUUGAAUCAAUUGAUGGAAAAUUUACAAAAAGUGAGACCAAAUAAAGUUUUUUCCCCUAUUAUUGAAAACAAUGAGUUUAAAAGGUGCGUCUAAAUAUGUAGACUUCUGUGUGGAGGAACAGCUAAUGGCUGUGGAAGAAGAUGCACUGGCCUGAUUCAGAUGUAACUGAAAACUAUGGUCAAAAGUGGGAAGCUACUGUUUAUUGCAGCUAGAAACUUAGCAUCUCCUCUCCUCCCGCAGGAGGGGGAGGAGGUGAGAAAGGUAGGUGUGACUGUACAAACCGAUGGCUCAUGUCUGCUCAUUGUUAUAUUUGGAUCAAACCUUGAAUAAGGUAUCAAACAAACGUUAAUUCAGAUAAAUCUGCAAGUGUUCUAAAAAAAAAUCAAGAAGUAGACAUCCUUUCCGAAGAAUGGAAGGAGAUGGAAAAGGUGGCGUCAGCUCUGUUUCUAGUAUAUCUGUCAACAUUAAGAGCCAGUCAUUCUCACUCAGGCAGGUCCUUUUUUCCAGUUACAUCGGUAGGGACCCAGCCUUUACAUUUGAAACAUGUAAAUAGCAAGAUCCCCAUCAAACACAAUUUUGUUGUUUUGUCUAAAUCAAUAUUAGAAGUUACAACAUUUAAACAUGCACCAAAACCUUAAAACAUUUAAAAUUGAAAUUGUCCUCAGCUAUUCUCUCGCAAUACCCCUCCUGAAAGUUCAACAUUUUACAGAGCACCAGUUAUGUUCUCUUCAUGUAGAUAGAUCUGACAAAUUUUUUUUGUACUUACUUAGGAGAAGGGCGAUGUUUACAUGGGCCAUUUUUGUCUUGGGAAAGAGAACACAGUUGUCAGGGGUUCAGGGACAGAGGCACAGGGUAGGGAGGAGAUGGAGAGCGAUGGGGAUGAAUCCCAGGACAGCGAGGAAGAGGAUGACAAUGACUCAAGAGAUUCCAUGAGUCUUUCCAGCGAAUCAGAGGAUUCCCAGAAGGGAGCGCCAGUGGUCAAGGCCAGGGGAGCCCCAGGGGGGACGUGUCAGGAACAGGGGGCCAGCGGGGGAUCCCAAAGUGGCAGCUGGGCGUCAGGACCAGCCUCCCUGCCAGAGUGCAGCGAAGGGGGUGGAGGUUCCAGUGUAUCAGGGGAAGCAGCUCCGGCAGCAGAGAAGGGAGGGAGGUCGGAGCAAGCCACCCUCCCGGAAGGGGAGGGAGUAGUGAAGGGAGUAGUGUAACUGUCAAAAGGAAAGUUAGAGGUUGGGCGCGCGCGCAGGUUCAAAUGUAGAGCGCGCGGAAGUACAGGGAGCCCGGAGGAAGAGCCAGGUCCUAAAGCCCGCAGGAGGGGGAAGAGCAGUCGGGGGAUAGCGCGUCAGGGAAUCCAGGAGGGCGAAACCCCAGCAGGCAGGAAGACCCUGAGGAAAAGGAAGAGCGAAAGAGGUGGAGCAGCGCAAGGCUCUUAAACUGGUGCAGGGGGGGACUGACUCAGAGGGGACUUCAACGGUCUAAGCGUACAGACGUGGGGCUGCGCGCCUCGGAUAUGAAGCAAACAAUGAACUGCAAUAAACACUUUUGUAUAUAAGAAGAGAUUGGCGUUGGUCUUCUGUGAGCUGAGACCUGAGGCAGCCUUGACAACAGUAAAUGUAGGGUUUUUAAAAAAGAAAUGUUGUGCCUAUUAUCAAACUAUGAAAGUACAGCAUAUUCUUAACACAGUUCUUUUAGCACAGUAUCUCAUCCUACUUGGUAAUUGUUCCAUAAAGGGAUAUUUGUUUGUUUGUUUGUUUGCUCACUGACUGAAAAUGUUUUCUGUACAAAAAUAUUAUGUCUGCGUAGGAAAAGCGGUGUACAGGGAUAGCCCUCAGCCAUCCAUAGAUAAAUGAUGAUACUACUACUGGGGAUAUUCAAUUCCAUAAGCGCAGUAACCCAUAGCUAACAGGGAUUCUUACAGUGCGUUGUAACUCAUUUCUCACAUUUUCCUUUGGUUUUGCAUUUUUGAAGCAGGGGUGCUAUUUCAGCACUGGCCACCAUGCUGUUUAAAAAACAAAACAGGAAAAUGAAAAACUUUCCUGAAAACAUUGCUAUGAGUACCUCUGAUCCCCUUUGUGUUGGGCAACUCCUCUCUGCUCCUCAAAAUUACAGGGCAGAUACCCAUUUCAUCUUGCUCCAGUGUCAGGGCUCUGACUGAGUCACCCUGGAUGAGAGUUAUGAGGCAGGGGUGGUUUUUUUGCCUUUUCCCCCUUUUCCCCCAGGCCUUGACAUCUGUACUCCAGGGGGCAAACCAGCUGCUUUUGAACUUACUAGCCUCCUUCCUUCCUCUCUCUUGCCUAUUGAGAAACCAGAACCUUUCCAGCUGCGAAAGAAAGCAGCAUAUUAGUAAGAAUCACGGCCUUCAUACAGUCAGUCCCUCAAGCUUGAUAUUCAUUCAGCGUUUUGAAUGAUUCAACUCAGUGGCCACUCUGGUCCCAGAUGGGCAACAAUUCUGUGGGAAAGAACUGCACAUGCCCUUGUUGUGCUGGGCCUUUAAACAUUACACCAAUGUUGUGGGAUGAAACUAUGGAAACAUACCUCCCACAUCAUUGUAGUAACCUCUUUUAGUGGGCAUGGUCCUCCAGAUGUUGCUGGACCGCAACUCCCAUUGUCCCUGGCAAUUGGCCAUGCUUGCUGGGGCUGAUGGGAGCUGUCGUUCAGUGACGUCUGGAGGGCCACAGGUUCCCCACACCUGCUGUGAAGGGAGCAAUAAUAAACCAAGAAAGAUCCCUUUGAAGAAUAAAGGAGAUCAGUUGUGAGAUAUGAGCAAAACGAAAACAUAGCUCUUUUGCUCACCUAUAUUUGUACUCCAAGGCCAGGAAUGGUCCAGGGGCCAAAUCCAACCUGCUGAGGAGUACUUAGCUGCCCGCCUUCAUCAAAACCAGUCAAUAGUAAGAUGGCGGGUACAAGGAUGGCAUGCUUGCCAUCUGUUUUCCACAGUGAGCUUGGAGUGUAGCUUGUCCCCUUACACAGGAGGCGGACAGGUUCUGAGAACUGGGGAUGUGACUGAGAUGGUGACUCAGCAUCAUGUGAGGCCAGUGUUCAACGUCCUUCACAAAUAAGCUCAAUGUGAUAAAGACAAUUUGCAACCAUUUAUGUUUCUUCAAAGGAGGAAACAGGGCUCUCUGGAAUCAAAGAUAAUGCUCUUGUACAGAUGGAAUGGAUACUUGUGGUUUAAGAAAAUUAACACCCCCAAACUUCAAUUAUAGUUACUCAACAAAAAGGAAUUCAUUUCAAUAGAGGUUAUUGUCAUGUGAUCUUUAGGUUUGCAUCAGUGAAGGCCUUGUGUAAUAUGAGAACAAAGAAAAGGGGUCAGUGACUGCCUAGGGCCUGUCAAACCCUAUCAAGGUUUGUGUUUAUAUGAGCUAUAAAAGUAUACAGUAUGUGCAUUUACAUACAGCCAUAUGCUGAAGCUUAGUGUAGCUGUACAUAGUUGGUAGCCUGCCUGCAGCCAAAGAACUGUCUAAAUAGUGAAUUUUAAAAAAUCAUAAGACUACUUUAAAAAUUAUAUUUAUUAUUUAUACCCACUUUUCUGUAGCAUGCAUCCAAAGUAGCUUGCAAAAAUUGAAGCAAUCAGUAAUACAAGACAAUCUUUUGCACAAUAAAAAUGCAGCACUGAAGUCAUUAUAUGAACAGCAAGCAGCUGUUACCAAAACCCACUAUCAUCACACCCAUCAGUGUACAUGGUGCUUUACAGAGAACCAAAAAAAGGCUGGUCUCUUCCCCAAGGAACUUGACAUUCACUUUAUGUCAUGGUCCUCACUGCCCCUCUGUAAGGCAUUCAUUGUCUUCAGAAGAGCCUUCCUGGAUCUUGUACAGCAUCCUGCUUCCCAGAGGGCCAACCAGAUGCCUCUCAGAAGCUCACAGAGAGGACAUGAGGGGGCGGGUCCCUCUCCCAGUCCAGUGGUGUUCCUCAGCGACUGGUAUUUUGAGGCAUGCUGCCUCUGAUACUAGAGGUAGUAUACAGCCAUAAUUACUAAUAGUCAUGGUUAGCCUGAUCUCCUUUUGAAGCCAUAUAAAUUUAUAGCCAGUAUCACACUGAGUAGAAGUGAAAUCUGCAUUAUUUAACUGCACUGUAUGAAGAAAUGCUCAGUUUUGUCUGUUCUUAAUCUCCCAUCAUUCAACUUUAUUGGAUAACUUUUCAUUCUAGCUUUAUGAGUGAAGGAGAAAAACUACUCUUCAUCCACCUUCUCACCAUACUAUGCAUCAUUUUUAUAAACCUCUAAGGUGUCUGCCCCUUGCUCAACUUUUUCGGAACUAAGAAUCCCAAAACUUUAUAGCCUCCCCAGAGUUACUCCUGCUUCUUAAUCAGUUUCUUAAUCAGCCUUUUCUGAACCUUUUUGAGCUUUUUCACCAUCGGCAGAAGUCUCCUAUGCCUAAAAGUAUAGGACCCCUUUUUGUCAUACGUCCGGAAUUUCCUGGACAUAUCCGGAAUACUGCAGUCGGCAGCAGUGUCUGGGCAGAAAUCAGCAAAAUGUCCGGGAAAAUCCGGACAUAUGGCAGUAUGGCAGCUCAUGUUGGCAGUGCCAUUUUUGUCAAUUUCCCAUAAAAAUACAGUCAUACCUUGGAUCGCGAAGUGAGUGUUCCGGUUUUCGAAUGAUUUUUGGGAGCCAAAUGUCCGUCGGGGCUUCCGCGGCUUCCAAUUGGCUGCAGGAGCUUCCUGCAGCCAAUCAGAAGCCGUGCUGGAGUUUUCAAAUGUUUUGGAAGUCAAACAAACUUCUGGAACGGAUACUGUUCGACUUCCAAUGUACAAGCGACUAUAGCUCAAAAACUGCAAUUUUUAUUGCAAUUUUAAAGCUCAACAACUUUUCUGUCUGGAUUUUCACUGCUUGAAAUAUGGCAACCCUAUUUUAGGACCUACAGUUGGUAAUAAUUUCUUUUGGCUUUCUGCCCCAUAGUCCACAGACUUCAAAAGAUCCCUUGCUAAUCCACUUCUUCCCAGCCUAUUGCACACAGCCUUUCAGUCCCACUGUCACUGGGAACUAUGCAACCUUUGGGGCAUAUCUCACAUUCUCCACUCAACCUCUUUUUCCUUCAGCUCCUCAACCCACCAUUUUCCUAGCCCAAUGUCUAUUUCAUCCUUCCUUCUUUAACCAUCCUCUCAAUCAUUCCUAGCAUUUUAAGGUUGUGCCUGGGCCUUUUAACACCUGUGAGACAAGCAGAAAUUCAAUAGGUAAAUGUUUCCCCACUUAUAUCUGCACACAGGGAUCUCUCUCUCUCUCUCUCUCUCUCUCUCCACAAACAGGAAAAACACAAGUACAGAGAUAAUGAUUUAAUUAUGGGGGCUGCUUGCUUUCAAUUUGGCCUGGUGCCUUAAUGGAGAGUAGCGGCAUGGCAGAGAAAGUUUGCUUUCAAACAAAGAAGCGACUGUUCCUAUUGAAGUGAGCGCACGUUGAGUGCCAGGAAUAUGAGGUUUGUUCAUGGAUGACUAAUGCAGUUGUGUGUCUCAAAGUGUGGCAAAAUCUGGAUAAUUCCUCUACCACACAAACACCAUAAAAUCCCUCAGUUCUUCAGCUUGGAAAUCACAUGACUUAUUCUACCUACAAACGUUAUCAGCUGGCCAGGGAAGAAAGCACCUCCUUGGUGAACUCUCUGUCUUUUCUGUGAACAGCUUUAUGGGCAAAAAUAAAUCAGGUAAAACUUUUCAUUGUGCAGAGGUAAAUGCCAACAGCUCCAAAUGUCCACAAAUCAAACUGCUUGGAAAGUUACAGGAGCAGGAUCCUGGAAUCGUAGAAUUGUAGAAUUGGUAGGGAACCUGAGGGUCAUCUAGUCCAAUCUCCUGCAAUCCAAUACAGUGGUAC